Messenger RNA from Hevea brasiliensis (rubber tree), 3198 nucleotides. RefSeq names its product receptor-like protein 43. Gene Ontology annotation, molecular function: protein binding. NCBI's taxonomy places the organism in Eukaryota, Viridiplantae, Streptophyta, Magnoliopsida, Malpighiales, Euphorbiaceae. The record is from RefSeq and is a predicted model, not a curated record. The transcript is spliced from 2 exons. The coding region runs from base 1 to 3198 and encodes 1065 amino acids.
AUGGCUAGUCUACUAUGGUUUGCUCACUUUCUCUCCUUCCUUUUGUUUCACUUGCGUUUCCAAGCUGGUUCCUCUCUACCUUUUUCUUUCAAUUCCUCCUCUGCAGCCAUGCCGUGCCAACAUGACCAGAGUCUUGCCUUGGUCCAAUUCAUGAAAACCUUUUCUAUUAGAAGUAAUGCCUCUUCCUGGGAUUUCCUUUACCCCAAGCCUUAUCCCAAGACAGAGUCUUGGAAAGAGGGCACAGAUUGCUGCUUGUGGGAUGGGGUCACUUGCGAAAUAGAAACAGGUAAUGUAAUUGGCCUUAACCUUUCUUCUAGCUUGCUCUAUGGUACCAUCCAUUCUAAUAAUUCUCUUUUCCUCCUUCCUCAUCUCCAAAAGCUUGACCUCUCCAACAAUGACUUCAACCAAUCUCAAAUUGUGCCUCAAUUUAGCCAGUUUUUGAAUUUAAGGUAUCUUAACCUAAAUCACUCUGUUUUUGAGGGCCAAAUUCCACUAGAAAUUUCUUAUCUGCCUGCUUUGGUUUCGCUUGAUCUUUCUAAGAACCCUUAUUUGAUACUUGAAACCUUUAUUUUUAACGAGCUUGUUCAAAACCUGACCCAGUUACAGCAAUUGGACUUGAGUGAAAUAAACAUGUCCUUGGUCGGGUCUAGUUCCUUGAUGAAUUUGUCUUCUUCUUUGACAUCUCUCAAACUCAGCGAAUGCCAAUUGCAAGGGAAAUUCCCAGAUAUCAGUCAUCUAUCCAAGUUGGUUUUAUUGGACCUCUCCUAUAACAAUUUUAGUGGUGAGAUUCCAUCCUCAUUGGAAAAUUUUAAACAGCUUGAUACUUUAUACCUUGACAACAACAAUCUCAAUGGUCAAAUUCCAUCCUUACUCGGAAGCCUUAAGGAACUCUCCUCAUUGGACCUCUCCUAUAACAAUUUUAAUGGUGAGAUUCCCUCCUCAUUUGAAAACCUUAAACAGCUUUAUUAUUUGGACCUCUCCUGUAACAAUUUUAAUGGUGAGAUUCCCUCCUCAUUUGAAAACCUUAAACAGCUUUAUUAUUUGGACCUCGAAGAAAACAAUCUCAAUGGUCAAAUUCCAUCCUCACUUGGAAGACUUAAGAAACUCUCCUCCUUGUACCUCUCCUAUAACAAUUUUAAUGGUGAGAUUCCCUCCUCAUUUGAAAACCUUAAACAGCUUCACAGUUUGUACCUCUGUAAAAACAAUCUCAAUGGUCAAAUUCCAUCCUUACUUGGAAGCCUUAAGAAACUCUCCUCAUUGGACCUCUCCUAUAACAAUUUUAAUGGUGAGAUUCCCUCCUCAUUUGAAAACCUUAAACAGCUUCACAGUUUGUACCUCUAUAAAAACAAUCUCAGUGGUCAAAUUCCAUCCUUACUUGGAAGCCUUAAGAAACUCUCCAUGUUGGACCUCUCCUAUAACAAUUUUAAUGGUGAGAUUCCCUCCUCAUUUGAAAACCUUAAACAGCUUGACAAUUUGUACCUCCACAAAAACAAUCUCAGUGGUCAAAUUCCAUCCUCUCUUGGAAGACUUAAGAAACUCUCCUCAUUGUACCUCUCCUAUAACAAUUUUAAUGGUGAGAUUCCCUCCUCAUUUGAAAACCUUAAACAGCUUGAAAGUUUGUACCUCUAUAAAAACAAUCUCAGUGGUCAAAUUCCAUCCUUACUUGGAAGCCUUAAGAAACUCUCCAUGUUGGACCUCUCCUAUAACAAUUUUAAUGGUGAGAUUCCCUCCUCAUUUGAAAACCUUAAACAGCUUGACAGUUUGUACCUCCACAAAAACAAUCUCAGUGGUCAAAUUCCAUCCUUACUUGGAAGCCUUAAGAAACUCUCCUCAUUGGACCUCUCCUAUAACAAUUUUAAUGGUGAGAUUCCCUCCUCAUUUGAAAACCUUAAACAUCUUGUAAUUUUGGACCUCAGCAACAACAAUCUCAGUGGUCAAAUUUCCGAUUUAUCCAAUAACUUGUUACAUGGCCCAAUUCCAAGUUCAAUUUUCGAACUUAUGGACUUGAGAGUUCUCAUUCUUUCAUCCAACAAAUUGAUAGGAGAAGUCUCAUCUGUAGUUUGCAAUCUAAAUUCUCUUGAAAUUCUUGACUUGUCGAACAAUAGUUUGAAUAGCUUCAUACCACAAUGUUUGGGAAAUUUCAGCAAUAAUCUUUCAGUAUUGCACUUGGGCAUGAACAAAUUCCAAGGAACCAUCCUUGAAACGUUUUCAAUAGGCAGCAACUUGAGAUAUUUGAACUUCAAUGGUAACCAAUUGCAAGGGAGAAUCCUACCUUCCAUCUGCAAUUGUAUAAAUUUGGAAAUUUUAGAUCUUGGAAACAAUAAUAUAGAUGACACAUUCCCCCAUUUUCUGGGAACACUUUCGAAGCUACAAAUUCUAAUUCUAAAAUCCAAUAAAUUUCAUGGUUUGGUGAAAGGGACUUCUGCCAAUUAUUCAUUCUCAAAGCUGCGAAUUUUUGACCUCUCCAACAACAUGUUUAGCGGACCUCUACCUGCGGAGUAUUUCAACAAUUUCAAGGCAAUGAUGAUCUUUGAUUUGAAUAUGAAAUACAUGGGGGCGCCAUAUGCUUCUUAUGAUUAUUCUGUGAGUCUAACACUCAAAGGCUUAGAGAUUGAGUUGGUGAAAAUCCAAACGCUUCUUACAUCCAUUGAUUUGUCGGGCAAUAAAUUCACAGGGGAGAUCCCACAGUCAAUUGGAAAACUUAAAUCACUUAAGUUGCUCAACUUGUCUCACAAUCAACUCACAGGCAAUAUUCAACCAUCAUUGGGGAAUUUGAGCAAUUUGGAAUCUUUAGACCUCUCUUCAAAUCUUCUUGUUGGAAGGAUUCCAAUGCAGUUGACAUAUUUGACAUUUUUGGAAGUGUUUCGGGUUUCACAUAAUCAACUUGAAGGACCUAUUCCGGAAGGAAAGCAGUUCAACACAUUCGAUAGCACUUCAUAUGAAGGAAAUUUGGGAUUGUGUGGAUUUCCGCUAGAAAAAUGUGACAGUGGGGAGAGGCAACAACCAACAGCAUCAAAAGAAAUUGAUUCCAAGUCUAAAAUUGGAUUUGGAUGGAAAGCUAUAUCGGCGGGGUAUGGAUGUGGAGUAAUAUUUGGUAUUGCAAUGGGAUAUGUUGUGUUUAAAACAAGAAAACCUGCAUGUUUUGUGAGGAUGGUUGAAGGUGAAAGGCAUCGAAAGCUAAAAAGAUUUAGCAAUUAA